CGUGACCGCGAUGUGUCACGCUCCCCUGUGUGAACAGCCUGCUGUUACCUGCCGCCUCAGCCCGCCGGAAGGGGAGUGGGGUGAAAGUCCCGCUCCCCCUGCCGGCAGCAGCUCCCGCUCCGCACACACUGGCUGCAGCUCCCACUACCGCCGCACCGCGGCUUCACGCCUCCCGCAAACAUGAACACUGCAGCUUCACUCCUAUCUGGGAGCCAGGAGCAAGCCGGACCCGGCAGUAACAGCACAGGAGGACGGCGCACAUUUGGAUCCUGCAGCAGAAGAGAAGAUCCUCCUUCGGAGCGCAGCAGACCACACUGAAAAGGGUGCAUCCCCGGUGCGGUGCUCUGCAUCCCGUGUGGCGCUGAAGACGUGGAGUGUCAGAGGUGGCAGAAGCGCCGCAGCUUUGGGCAAAAUGGGAAGCUGACCUAGGAGCUCUCUGAUGGGGAGUGAUAACCAGAAUUGUGGUUGCUCAAUCAAUUUAUUGACAUCUCACAGGGUGGAGCAAAGACACAGAACAUAAGCUGGGAGUGGCUGCUGGCAGGUAAACCUCUGUACUCACUAUGUGCAGGGAUCACUUAUAUGGAUCACACUUGUACAAGACACUCUAAAAAGUUGCUCUUAAGGACAUGGAGCUCACUGACCAACCUCGUGAUGGAGCUAAUGGAUUCAGCAACUCCGCAUUCCAGAAUGAUGAGUCUGUGUAUGAAGAAACCAUCAAAAAGGAUUUACAUAACAGGAAAUACAUCAAUGGAGAUUCAGUAAUUUGCCAGCUUGAUGAAGACAGUCAAAAUUCGAUAACAAAAGAUAGUGAUGGAGCCAUGAAAAAGAAAAGUUACUUGGAAAGCAAAUAUGAUGCCGUAUGUGCCUUCUGCCGCAAACAUAAAUCCAUAAUUAAACAUGUGAUCUAUGGCAUAUUGUUGGCAGGUUUUUUAGCGAUGGUGGUCGCUGCCUGUGCGCUGAACUUUAGAAGAGCCCUGGCUCUCUUUGUACUGACUCUGCUGGCCAUCUUCUUUGUAUGCUGGGAUUUAUUCAUGGACAGAUAUGAGGGCAAAAUUGUAAACUUUUUCUCCCCGGUCGGAACGUUCUUCAGUAAACAAUGGUUUUGGUUGAAAUGGGUAAUUUGGAUAAGUCUUAUUGUUGGAGUUAUACUAUGGCUUAUAUUUGACACAGCAAGAAUGGGAGCCAGUCAGCUCAUUUCUUUUGGUGGCCUUGUGAUGUACAUUUUUCUGAUGCUCAUCUUCUCCAAACAUCCAACUAAGGUUAAUUGGCGGCAAGUAUUUUGGGGGAUUGGACUACAAUUCCUUCUAGGACUGCUUAUCCUGAGAACAAAGCCAGGGUUUGAUGCAUUUAACUGGCUUGGGAUACAAGUGCAGACUUUCCUGGAGUAUAGUGACACAGGUUCAAAGUUUGUGUUUGGAGAUAAAUAUAUUGAUCACUUUUUUGCUUUCAAGGUUCUACCUAUUGUGAUAUUCUUCAGCACAAUUAUGUCAAUGCUUUAUUAUACUGGAUUCAUGCAGUGGCUCAUUAAAAAGGUUGGUUGGAUAAUGCAAGUUACCAUGGCAACAAGUCCAACAGAGUCCUUGGUUGCAGCAGGGAACAUAUUUGUGGGCCAGACUGAAUCUCCCCUUUUGAUAAGACCAUAUCUAGCCAAUUUAACCAAAUCUGAAAUCCAUGCAGUGAUGACUGCCGGCUUUGCUACGAUUGCAGGAAGUGUCCUGGGAGCAUACAUUUCAUUUGGCGUGUCUUCUUCACACUUGCUGACAGCUUCCGUCAUGUCAGCACCAGCGGCAUUAGCUAUCGCUAAGUUAUUCUGGCCAGAGACUGAACCUGUGAGAGUAACUAUGGAGCAUGGACUUAAACUGGAGAAGGGGGAUGCUAGAAACAUACUCGAAGCUGCAAGUCAAGGAGCAUCCGCUGCCAUUCCUCUGGUAGCCAAUAUAGCAGUAAACCUGAUGGCCUUUCUCUCGCUGUUAGCUUUCUUCAAUUCUGCCCUCUCCUGGCUGGGAAAUAUGUUUGACUAUCCACAGCUUAGCUUUGAGGUGAUCUGUUCUUAUGUCUUCAUGCCAUUCUCAUUCAUGAUGGGAGUGGACUGGGAGGAUAGCUUCAUUGUUGGAAAACUUAUCGGAUACAAGACAUUUUUUAAUGAGUUUGUUGCAUAUGAAUACCUUGCUGGGUUGAUUACCAAGAGGAAGGCCAGCGGUCCAAUGUUUAUAAAUGGAAUAAAGCAAUAUAUGUCAGUACGUUCUGAAGUACUUGCAACAUAUGCUUUGUGUGGAUUUGCAAAUUUUGGCUCCUUGGGAAUUACUAUUGGAGGGCUAAGCUCCAUGGCCCCCAGCAGAAAAAGUGAUAUUGCAGCAGGUGCUAUCAGAGCAAUGAUUGCUGGUACUGUAGCCUGCUUCAUGACUGCUUGUAUUGCAGGUAUACUAACUCCACCAGUUGGACAAAGCCCGUGUAGAGAUUUGUUAGACAAUACCUUUCUUAAUUCCACGAGCUUGCCUGUUAGCUCACAGGAAAUAAUUGAUUGCUGCUUAACUCACCUUCAAAGGGUUGCAACUGACACUAAUAUUACCAGCGGAAAUUACAGUAUGAGCAUAUUAUCUGGUUGCUGCCAAAUGGUCGAUUCACCACCUAUAAAUUGUACUUUGUUUGAGCUAUAGUUAGCAAUAACACUCUUUAGGCAUGUACAUUUCCUGUGCAUGAAUAAUAUUUCAAAUAGGGUUGGGUAAGAGUUCCCAGUGGACGGGUUGCCGGCAGUCAGAAUACAGACGCCGGAAUUGCGAUGUUAAAGACCCCAACAGGGGUGAGUUGAGGCUUCUAACUCCCCUCCAUACCCCCCUAAACCUAACCCCCCCACUUACUGCAGCCUAACCCUAACCCUCCCCCCUUAGUGCCUAAACCUAAUCUCCCCAGUUAGUGCCUAAACCUAACUCCCCCAUUACUGCAGCCUAACCCUAACCUCCCCGGUUAGUGCCUAAACCUAAUCUCCCCACUUACUGCAGCCUAACCCUAACCCUCCCCCCUUAGUGCCUAAACCUAACCUCACCCUUGUGGUGCCUAACCCUCCCCCCCCCCCCCCCCCCGUAGCCUAACCCUAACCUCCAACUUCUCGCAGCCUAAUCCUUAAACCCCCCCAGCCCACCCCCAUCCCCCGCAGUGUAACCCUAACCGUCUUGGUUAUACUUACUCUCGGGAUUCCAGGUGUCUGUUUUCCGGCGUCAGGAUCCUGACCCUUUCUGGAUUCCGGUGUCGUGUUUUGAUGGCUGUUGGGAUUCUGGCAUCGAUAUUUCUGCCGGUAUCUUGAAUGUAACCCUUUUAAACAUUUGUCAUUAUUUACAACUUCAUUCUUAAUGACACUCAAUGCUGGUGUAUACAUUUUAUACUUCAUUGGACAUUACCAUAAAAAGAUUACUCUUUAGCAUUGUGAAAUGAUGGCUAUAUUACUGAUGUGUACAGUUAAAUGAAAGUAUUUCAAUGUUAUUUAUACUGUAUGUCAUAAACUCCUUUUAUGUGUAACAAA
Messenger RNA from Pseudophryne corroboree (corroboree frog), 3517 nucleotides. RefSeq names its product solute carrier family 28 member 3 (gene SLC28A3). Gene Ontology annotation, cellular component: plasma membrane. NCBI's taxonomy places the organism in Eukaryota, Metazoa, Chordata, Amphibia, Anura, Myobatrachidae. The transcript is spliced from 21 exons. The coding region runs from base 627 to 2657 and encodes 676 amino acids. Gene Ontology annotation, biological process: purine nucleoside transmembrane transport; pyrimidine nucleoside transport. Gene Ontology annotation, molecular function: purine-specific nucleoside:sodium symporter activity; pyrimidine- and adenosine-specific:sodium symporter activity. The record is from RefSeq and is a predicted model, not a curated record.